AUGGCCGAACCGAUCAGAAACAAGCGACCUGACUUGACGGCCCCCACGCCUCAGAAUACACCAGCUACCAAUGCGCCUAUCUCUUCCCAUGCCCAGCAACCUGGCGUGGCUAGUAUCAAAGAAGCCAAAACUCCAGAGGACAUGGAUCGCGCCGCUGCCGCAGCUAUUUUCGCCCAGAACCCCAAACUAGUUCAAAUGAUACAGGGCCGUCUGGGCUCGCUUAUUGGCCGCUCCUCAGGAUAUAUCGAGUCACUUCCCCCUGCCGUUCGCCGCCGAGUUUCCGGUCUGCGUGGCGUCCAGAAAGAGCACUCGAGGCUCGAAGAUGAAUUUCAGAAAGAAGUCCUGGAACUUGAGAAGAAAUACUUCGCCAAGUUCAUGCCGCUCUACGAGAAGCGUGCUGCCAUUGUUAACGGAAAGACAGAACCGACCGAGGAAGAGGUCAAGGCUGGUGAAAAUGAGGAUGGGCAGGGCCAGGCUGAAGGUACACCUGAUGAUGGCGCACCGAAGCAGGGUGAUGUCGCCGAGGAUGUAUCUGGCAUACCCGAGUUCUGGCUGUCGGCCAUGAAGAACCAGACGACACUCGCCGAAAUGAUCACCGACCGCGACGAGGCUGCACUAAAACACCUGACUGAUAUUCGCAUGGAGUAUCUCGACAAACCUGGCUUCCGUCUCAUAUUUGAAUUCGCAGAGAAUGAGUUCUUCACCAACAAAUUCAUCACUAAGACGUAUUUCUACCAAAACGAAAGCGGCUAUGGUGGUGAUUUCAUUUACGACCAUGCGGAGGGUGACAAGAUUGAAUGGCGCUCUGGCAAAGAUUUGACCGUGCGUGUCGAAGCAAAGAAGCAAAGAAACAAGAACACCAACCAGACCCGUAUUGUGAAGAAGACGGUUCCUACCGAAUCUUUUUUCAACUUUUUCUCCCCACCCCAAGCCCCCACCGAUGAUAAUGUAGAGGACGAAGACGCUGUGGCUGAUAUUGAAGAUCGACUGGAACUUGAUUACCAGUUAGGCGAAGAUAUCAAGGAAAAACUGAUUCCUCGCGCUAUUGAUUGGUUCACCGGUGAAGCUCUUGCCUUUGAGGACGAUUUUGACGAGGACGACUUGGAUGGUGAGGAUUUUGACGAGGAUGAGGAUGAUGACGAGGAUGACAUGAGUGAUGAUCACGACGACGAGGAAGAUUCCGACGAGGAAGACGAGUCCGGGAAGCCCAAGCAGGAGGCUGCUGAGUGCAAGCAAAGCUGA
Messenger RNA from Metarhizium album ARSEF 1941, 1242 nucleotides. Its product is annotated as nucleosome assembly protein. Gene Ontology annotation, molecular function: histone binding; chromatin binding. Gene Ontology annotation, biological process: nucleosome assembly. The transcript is spliced from 5 exons. Bases 1 to 1242 code for a protein of 413 amino acids. Gene Ontology annotation, cellular component: nucleus; chromatin. The record is from RefSeq and is a predicted model, not a curated record. Lineage: Eukaryota; Fungi; Ascomycota; Sordariomycetes; Hypocreales; Clavicipitaceae.